GGAGGAGGGAGGUGCUGACCCGGAUGUUCACUCCUGGGCACCCGGGGAAGUGGAAGCGCCGGGUCCUGCUGCGGGGGGGAGAGCCACAGACGCCGGGACCGGGACCGCCGCCGCCGCCGCCACAAUGAGUGAUCAGCAGCUGGACUGUGCCUUGGACUUGAUGAGGCGCCUGCCUCCACAGCAAAUCGAGAAAAACCUCAGCGACCUGAUAGACCUGGUCCCCAGUCUAUGUGAAGAUCUCCUGUCUUCUGUUGACCAGCCACUGAAAAUCGCCAGAGACAAGGUGGUGGGAAAGGAUUACCUUUUGUGUGACUACAACAGAGAUGGGGACUCCUAUAGGUCACCGUGGAGUAACAAGUAUGACCCUCCUUUGGAAGACGGGGCCAUGCCUUCUGCUCGGCUGAGGAAGCUGGAGGUGGAAGCCAACAAUGCCUUUGACCAGUACCGAGACCUGUAUUUUGAAGGCGGCGUCUCAUCUGUCUACCUCUGGGAUCUGGAUCAUGGUUUUGCUGGAGUGAUCCUCAUAAAGAAGGCUGGAGAUGGAUCAAAGAAGAUCAAAGGCUGCUGGGACUCCAUCCACGUGGUGGAAGUGCAGGAGAAGUCCAGCGGUCGCACCGCCCAUUACAAGCUGACCUCCACGGUGAUGCUGUGGCUGCAGACCAACAAAUCCGGCUCUGGCACCAUGAACCUCGGCGGCAGCCUUACUAGACAGAUGGAGAAGGAUGAAACCGUGAGCGACUGCUCCCCGCACAUAGCCAACAUCGGGCGCCUGGUCGAGGACAUGGAAAAUAAAAUCAGGAGUACGCUGAAUGAGAUCUACUUUGGAAAGACAAAGGACAUCGUUAAUGGGCUAAGGUCUGUGCAGACUUUUGCAGACAAAUCAAAACAAGAAGCUCUUAAGAACGACCUGGUGGAGGCUUUGAAGAGAAAGCAGCAGUGUUAAGCCUCUUCUUCCCACUAACCGGACACGCCGCCUGCGCUCAUUAGAUUCCUUUCUUAGAAACUCGUUUUCUGCUCCCUCCCUCGUCCCUUCCCUCCGCCCCCCAGGUCACACAACUUGCAUCACCACUGCACAGCGCCAUCUCUCCCUGAGAAUAAACCCUAUAAACACCCUUCUUGUCUCUGAGGCCUACUUCCCACCAUAUUUUGCUAUCAAAACUUGGUAUUUCCAUAGAAACCAUGUUUUCUGUUUGCCCCGGCCCCCCGUCUCUCCGCCACCACCCAUUUAUAGGCAUAAAAUACACUGUCUGCCUCCCUUCCCUCCCACCCUUUUGUUACAUUGGUGUAAAAAAUGUAAAACAAAAAAAUUUUAUGAAAUAACUGUGGUGUGUGAAAGAUAGAAGAAAAACUGGAAAUCUGAUUCCA
Eubalaena glacialis (North Atlantic right whale) is the source of this 1365-nucleotide messenger RNA. It is a transcript of the gene CAPZB, whose product is annotated as capping actin protein of muscle Z-line subunit beta. Lineage: Eukaryota; Metazoa; Chordata; Mammalia; Artiodactyla; Balaenidae. Gene Ontology annotation, cellular component: cytoplasm; F-actin capping protein complex. The record is from RefSeq and is a predicted model, not a curated record. Gene Ontology annotation, biological process: regulation of lamellipodium assembly; cell morphogenesis; negative regulation of filopodium assembly. Gene Ontology annotation, molecular function: actin filament binding. The transcript is spliced from 9 exons. Bases 125 to 943 code for a protein of 272 amino acids.